Molecule: messenger RNA, 2376 nt
Organism: Xenopus tropicalis (tropical clawed frog)
Lineage: Eukaryota; Metazoa; Chordata; Amphibia; Anura; Pipidae
Gene: cdkn1a
Product: cyclin-dependent kinase inhibitor 1A
Exons: 4
Coding region: 231-662 (143 amino acids)
Biological process (GO): regulation of cell cycle; signal transduction by p53 class mediator; regulation of mitotic cell cycle
Cellular component (GO): nucleus
Molecular function (GO): cyclin-dependent protein serine/threonine kinase inhibitor activity
Source: RefSeq, a predicted model, not a curated record
GUAAUGUAGGAUUUAAGAAGCAGAGUGAGCGUAGUAAUAAUUGAAUGUAGCCGGGACUUUCGCUCGGGUUGUUUGUUGUGCCAUCCCCGUGGAUAUUGCGCUGCUGUUUGCCAGACAUAUGAAAACAAAUGAAAGAUACUGACUCCGGAACCUACUUUAGUGACUGAGCCAGAUUUCUACUUGUUUUAGGGACCACAUCACAUGAGCGUUUAAAUCCAGAGGAGUUGCUUAUGAGUCAAGAGAAAAUGCAGUCAGCCAUAGCCAUCCUCAAGCAAGCAUCUGGAAAUAAGGAAAAGGCUUGUCGAAUGCUUUUUGAAGCUGUGGACCAUGAACAGCUAAAAACUGAAUUUCAUGAACUUAUGCAGAGAUCCAACGAGGAAGCAAAAGCUAAAUGGAACUUUGACUUUGUCACUGAAACUCCUCUUGAAGGGCAAUAUGAUUGGGAGAAGGUAGAAGACAAAACCUUGAAUUGCAAUUCGCAGGAAAGUGAAAAAGAAAACCAGUGCCAAGAUGUAGCCGCAGAGAUGUGUAACAUUAACCAAUCCCAUAAAGCUUCCCAGAAUUGUGAAAGCAGCGAUUCAGGCAAAAGGAAACAAAAGCUGAUCACAGAUUUUUAUCCUGUCAAGCGGAGAUGUUCACCUAAACCCAGCCCCCGCGAUUGAUCACUAUGCUGUUUGUGAGGUCCUUUCUUUGGACCUGAACAAAUUUUCAUUUCUCAGUUUAAGGUGUCAGAACGCUGGAUUUUCAUGCUCUUAUACAAAACCUGGACUUUAAUGGACAUUACAUAGACUCCAGAGAACUUCAAAAUCCUCACAGAUUGUACCUCACUAUUACUUUAAUAAUUUAAACAACCGGAAGAAGAGAUAAGCAUUAGCUUUAGUGGUGUAUGUUUGCUGAGUUUCUAGUUGUUGCAAAAUACUUUUUUUGUAAUUCUAAAUAGUAAAACACUGCGGUUUUAUAGAUAUAUGUAUAUAAAUGAUACUAAGUUAAUGAAAAUGGCUAAUAUUUAGAAGUUUGCAACAGAUUUUGACAAGAUUCAGAGCAAUAUUCAGUAAUGCACUAAAAUGUUAGUCCAUGUGUGCAGGCCACUUUGCUUUAGCACUCAGCAUCAUACCUUGGGGCUUUUUAAAGGGGACCAUACACUGGAUAAUACUCUUCAGUAUCCUACCAAUCAGCCCUCUGGCUGAAUUGGCGGCUACCAUAUGAGUGGCCAUUUACAUGUAUGGCUGCCAUACUAGUGUUCCAUUUGUUUAAUUAAACAAUUGAAAUAGCAGGAAGUGAAGAGGAGCUACAAAUUUUCUUUACUCCUUCAUCUAUUGAUGCAUAUUGCAUCAGCAGAUGAACAGAUCAAUAUGUCAGAAUAAUAUAUCUGGGCAUGUAAAGCCAGCUUAACUGUGCUAACACUGAUAUCUUUAAAAUACUACCACCUGGAGGGUGGGUGGACAUCAUUUUCACGUCCAGUUGUUAAAUGUUUUUCUUGCACUUACAGAGUUAUUGUUUAUUAUAGCUAUAAACAAACACAGAAUAGGUUCUAAACACCUUAAGAUAUCCUAGAUUGGGCUGCUAAGAUACUGAUCCUGUGCCAUACCAACAAGAAGGCAUCCAAGUAUAAUGCUCUAGAACAGCAGUUCCCACACUAUAGGGCUGUCCCUCAUAGGGGGGCUGGAGCAAUGGAGCCAUUAACGGAAAGAUUUUAGAUAUUCUUGGAAUAAUGGCUGAGUUACUGAAAGCAAGGGUAUUUCCUAAUCUCUGUAACCUUGGUUUGGGAUAAGGGGAUCCCAGACCAUAUAUUGAACUUCAAAAGGCAACUUGAACUUAAUACCUAUGAAAACCAAUAGAAAGAAAUCAUUGUGGAAAAUUCUAAAUAUGUCUACAGAGUAAGGACAGAUUUUUUUGGACACCCCCUAGUAUACUAGUGUUAUUUAUUACACCUUUAACACUGAACAUUUUUAGAAGGAAAUGUAACAAUCAUGUCAUAAACCCUGCACAAUUAAGGUUUCCAGCAAUACAUCCUCUACUAAUCAGACUGGGAUAAUUGGCAAUAGCGUCGAGCUCAGUGUAGAAUGGAGCAAUAUCUGUUUAAGUUUUGUUUGGGGCAUGUGCUAAUAUAAGGGAAAGGGAUAUUUUUAUUUUAAAAUAUUUUAAUUUAUCUAUGUGUAUGUGUUAAAUUUGUUGAAUUGUUCUUAUUUUAUUAAUAUAUAAAGUUCCCUUAAAAUAUUGCCAAAAUGCUUGUAAAUCGCAUUUUUCAGAAAAGGGUGGAGCUGUUUUUCACCUAAAAAAGAACCAUGUCAUGUAGACUUUAGUAAUCAAAAUAGGUAAUAUAAUAGUGCCUGUUUGUAAGCAGCAGACCAAUAAAUACUUCCUGUUGCUUGGUUA